This is a messenger RNA of Alosa sapidissima (American shad), 1475 nucleotides long. Its product is annotated as solute carrier family 25 member 45. The transcript has 7 exons. Lineage: Eukaryota; Metazoa; Chordata; Actinopteri; Clupeiformes; Clupeidae. Gene Ontology annotation, molecular function: transmembrane transporter activity. Bases 182 to 1072 code for a protein of 296 amino acids. Gene Ontology annotation, cellular component: mitochondrion. The record is from RefSeq and is a predicted model, not a curated record. Gene Ontology annotation, biological process: transmembrane transport.
GUGGCACUGGUUGUACCUCGAAGAAUUGUAAAGUCUUAAACAUUUUGUAAACAUUUUAUGAAACUAACCUGGCGGUGGUAGACCAUUUCACAAUGUGUAGGCUAUAUUCAGCUGCCACGUCUUGAAGACCUUUGGCGGACAUCAUCAUUAUCCUGAACUGUGUCGAUGACUGAAUGCCAGCAUGCCUCUUGUAGAGUUUGCUGCAGGAUGGGUUUCAGGUGCUUUAGGAUUAGCUGUGGGACAUCCAAUGGACACAGUAAAGGUACGCAUUCAGACCCAGUCCAAGUACAAAGGGAUAUUUGAUUGUGUCAAAAAGACAUACACACAUGAAGGGGUCCAUGGCUUUUUUAAGGGCAUGGCAUUCCCUGUCUUGUCUGUUGCCAUCAGCAAUUCCGUGCUCUUUGGUUCCUAUAGCAAUGCCUUGGAUUACCUCACCCAGUCCCAGAGGAAUGACCGCAGUCAAGGCAACCAUGCAUCAGCAGCUGCUGUCUUUACAGCUGGAUGCUUUUCAGGUGUUGCACAGGUGUUUGUGACGGCUCCCAUAGACCUGGUGAAAGUGCGCCUGCAGAGCCAGACUAAAGGACGGGCUGGUUUGGGAGGGGAUAAGUACCGAGGCCCUAUGCACUGUGUCUCCAUGAUCCUGAGGGAAGAGGGGGCCAGAGGGCUCUUCAGGGGAAUGUGGGCCCUGGCGCUGAGGGAUGUGCCUUGCUAUGGACUCUACUUCCUGCCUUAUGAGCUUACUGUCAGGAUGCUGACUGACAAGGACAGACAACCAGGUACAUUUGCAGUAUUGAUGGCGGGUGGUGUAGCCGGCGUGGUGACGUGGGCCUUUGCGACCCCGAUGGAUGUGGUGAAGGCCCGGCUGCAGAUGGUGGGUGCGGGCGGCCGAGUCUACCGGGGUGUGCUGCAUUGCAUUGCCGUGAGCGCGCGCGAGGAGGGCAUGCGUGUCUUCUUCAAGGGCCUCCUUCUCAACAGCCUCAGGGCCUUCCCGGUCAACGCGGUCACCUUCCUCAGCUAUGAGAGCCUCAUGACAGCUCUAACAUCAGGGCCAGCAGACGCCUCCCACCGCUGACACACACACACACACACACACACACACGGCUGUUAGGCUGCUCCAACUUUUCUUUCCCGUCAGUUGAGCCAUAUCCGUGGACAGUAUUGCCUUAACACUCCACUGCACUGAGUCACUUAGUCACAGUCAAUAGCCAAAUGGAACUUGCAUGUCUACUUGUGUUUUUAACAGUGCUGUGAGCCAGUCGCUCCAUUCCGUUUGGUCUGCCUAACUGUCUUUUGAACACUUGCUAGGCUCAGUAAGAGAAUGUACUGCCAAGAACAGGACUUUAUCAGUCAGUACUGAUUUAUUCCAGAUAAGUGGUUUUUGUGAGAGACUACACCACGGAAAAUAUUUAUGGCUGACUGAACAGAGAAUGUAGAGUGGGGAAUGUGUGAAAGUCAGUCCUGUUGUAUUCCAGGUG